AUGACGUUUAGUUAUUUUUUAGCUCUGAUCCUUAUAAGGUCAAUUCCAGCAUUUUCCAAACCUCCUUCUUCGUCCAAUCCGUCCGAUUACGAGCAAAUCGAUCACGCUCACUUCUUGGUCGACGACAUUAGCAAACUGUAUCUAAAUGAAAGGUUUUCGGAUGUUGUUUUCGUUGUAGAUAAUGAAGAAUUGCACGCCCAUCGACUUGUGUUAGCCACACACAGUGGCUUUUUCAGCAAAUAUUUUUAUGGGAGUUUUGAUGAAUCCGGUCGGCAUAAAGUGAAAAUUAAAGAAGUAUCAGUGACUUCAUUUAAAAUACUUCUUAAAUAUAGCUAUACCGGUCGAAUAAAUUUAAGUCGUCUAGAGGACGCAGUUAUUGUGGAACUAUUUAAGAUUGCGCAUUACUAUGGUUUUUCAAACUUACAACAUUCACUGUCCGAGUAUUUUCGAAGUAACAUCACCAUACACAAUGCAUGUUCAUUGUUUGCCAUAGCCCGACUUUAUCAACACGAACAACUCGAUGUCGAACUACUCGACUUCAUCGAAUCGCACACUUUGGCCGUAUUGGAAUCCGAAGAUUUUCUGUUUUUGCCGCCGCAAGCGCUACAAGACGUUCUCAGUCGUGACUCGUUUGCUGCUAACGAAUUGGACAUAUUCCGGGCGGUUUGUCGCUGGAUCGACAAGCACCAACUCGACCUAGACGCUGAUACUAAAACCAAUGUUUUAUCUGUCGUUAGAUAUCCAUUAAUCAGCGAUAAAGAACUGUUAUCUGUGGUCAGUAAAACGCAGCUAGUUUCUUCUAAGACCAUUGCGGAUGUCAUCAAAUCGAAAAAAAAAACGCCAUCGCACGAAUUAAAAUUGCGAGGAGAAACAGAUGUGAACUUUGUUCAAUCUGCCAAGGUCAACACGGAUAUAAACAGAACAGCCACCGUUACUAAUAUAGAUUUGGGUCAUACAGCAACUAUAAACUACAUUAAACUCAAUUUACAAUAUAAAGACUUUAGGAUAUACACCUAUUACAUUGAAGUUUCGACGAAUCAGAAGCAGUGGGUGCGUGUUAUAGAUCAUUCAAAAUAUCCUUGUCGAGCAAUUCAACGUUUGUGGAUUUCUCCACAAGCAGUUCGGUACGUUAAAAUUGUUGGCGUCUAUAACACGGAUGAGAAGAGUUUUAAAAUCUUGGAAAUCAAGCACAAUACCAGAGAAAUGCACUUAGUAGACAUCAAAAACGGGUUAGUGGCUCCAAAGUACAAUGUUGCUUUAAUAUCUAUGGACGCUACUGUAAUCAAAGAAUAUCGCUUUAGUAAUAAUUCCAUCUUGGAUGGCCAGUAUAAACACUUCGAUAACAAUUAUACAUGUCAUCGACUGCAGUUGGGUUGUAUAGAGGUUCAACUAGCACAGCCCUAUAUGCUUAGUUCAAUGAGAAUGCUUCUUUGGGAUAAAAAUGACGGAGAUCUCAGUUACAUCGUUGAAGUUUCAGUUAACCAUGAUGAUUGGGAUAAAAUCGUAGACAAAUCCAAUGAGUUGACAAAAUCGUGGCAGUUGUUGCAAUUUGAUUUCAGACCGGUAGUGUACAUUCGCAUUACUGGCGUUUACAAUUCAGCAAGCACUAUUGAUUUUCAUGUUGCACAUUUGGAGGCUCCCGCUCAAGUAGAUUUAGCAAGUUAUCCUACGUCUUCCAAAACAACUCUGUCGUCUUUUGUGGAGUCACCAGCUACAUACUAUUAG
This is a messenger RNA of Adelges cooleyi (spruce gall adelgid), 1725 nucleotides long. RefSeq names its product BTB/POZ domain-containing protein 9-like. The transcript is spliced from 12 exons. Gene Ontology annotation, biological process: circadian behavior; modulation of chemical synaptic transmission; adult locomotory behavior. Lineage: Eukaryota; Metazoa; Arthropoda; Insecta; Hemiptera; Adelgidae. The record is from RefSeq and is a predicted model, not a curated record. Gene Ontology annotation, molecular function: protein binding. Bases 1 to 1725 code for a protein of 574 amino acids.